GCUGCGAGCUUCAAGCUGCUAGUCAGUAGCAGCCCAGCAGCCCUGAGCACCAGCACCCAGAGCUACCAUGGCCUACUGCCGGCAGGAAGGGAAGGAUCAAAUCAUAUUUGUGACCAGAGAAGACCACGAAAGUCCCAGCAAUGCAGAGCUGGUGGUCGACGACCCCAAUGAUCCCUAUGAGGAGUACGGGUUGACGCUGCCAAGUGGAGAAAUUAACUGGAAUUGCCCGUGCCUUGAGGGGAUGGCCAGCGGUCCCUGUGGAGAGGCCUUCAAAUCUGCCUUCGCCUGCUUCCAUUACAGCACGGACGAAAUCAAGGGGUCAGACUGCGUCGAGCAGUUCCAAGCCCUGCAGGAGUGCGUGCAGAACUAUCCAGACGUCUAUCCCCAAGAGGAGAAUGAGGCCGAGGGUGAGGACAAGGACGAGGACAAGAGCGACUUCGACGAGGAGGGCAAGGAGGACAAGGAGGGCGAGGAGGACGAAGAUGGCGAGGAGGGCGAGGAGGACGAGGAGGAGAGUGAGGAGGAGGAGGAGGAGAGUGAGGAGGAGGAGGAGGAGGACUACUACGAUAGCUACUAUGCGGAGGGCGAGGAAGACGAUGUCUACUAUGAAGGGGCUGAAGAGUGGGCUGAAGAGUGGGAAAACGACUAUUACGAAGAGGGCGGCUUCUACUAUGAGGAGGAGGAAGAAGAGAACAUCUACUAUGAGAUUGACUACUAUGGGGAGGAUGAGGAAGAGGAGGAUAGGGAUGUUUACUACGAGCUUGACUACUACGAGCUGGAUGAAGAAGAGGAGGAAGAGGAGUCAGCAAAAUCGGUGGAGGAAGCAGUUGACACUGAGGCCUCUGCUGCCACCAAGCAGGAGCCAAGUGUCUAAAAGUCCCUGUCCCCAGCUGCCGCUGCCCUUUUGCUUAGCCUCAGGACUUUCUGCACAAUAACUGCCUUCCAAUAGCCCUCCACGAAAGCAUCUUUCCCUCUGCUGUUCUACGCUCUGUCCUAUAGAAAAUAACUUACCUUGAUGAUCAGGGGUCUUGGCGGCUUGCCAUAUACCCUGAAGAAAAGAGGUGUGUGUGUGGUGUGUGCCUGCACCCUACAUAGACCUACCGCCCGCACUAGGCCACUGCUCAACUGUCCUCUCGAGUGCCCUGGACUUUACUGCCUUGAAAUAAUGUGACAUUCUCAACAGUCAAAAGUUGUUCCUCAAGAAAGUCUCUCGUGAAUCCUUGGAGUGUCACACCAUCAGAGAAACUGCAAAAGGAAAUGGCUGGAAAAUGGCAUCUGGUCUUCAGGCUUGGGGAAAGAAGAUGUAGUGACGCGGCUUCCUGGUCAAUUGGUGACUUUCCAGGAGCGCCAUUUUGCCAUAGACUGUGGGUCUGGCCAACUGACUCAUUUUGUCCCAGCAUCCCACCUUCCACAUGGCACAUGGUCUUUUCCUGGAUGGUGGGUUUUUUUUGCUUCCAUUUAAUGAGAAAAUAGUAAGGAAAAACCAACUCAGGCCAUGAGCUCAACUUUUAAUCCUCUGUGGAAAGCCCCAAAACAGGAAAUGCACACCUCCAAUCAAGAGAAGGGUGAACACGUUUUGUGAAACUGAGUUUCUUUGGGUCCAUCUUCCUUUUCGGGAACAAAAAAAAUAACUAAAAUGAUUUAUAGAGUAGCCAAAUAUCUUCUUCCACCUAGAGUUCAUAGAGAUAUGUAUUUUUCUUGUGAGACAAGAAAAUAUCAUUUUCUUAUACAUGUUCUAUUUUAUGACCUAGUAUUUCCCAUCAAACAAAAGGAUCUUAGCGGAAACCAGGGGACCAAACCUAAAUAACACCAUUAGUGGGGAAUGGGAGCUCCACUGCCUUAAGCAAACAACCCUGGGCAAAAUCAGGUCUCAGCCAGUAUGGUCAUCUGUAAAUGAUAUGAAUUUGCUUAUUUUUUUAAAGAUUUAUUAUAUGUACAAUAUUCUGCUUCCAUGUAUGCCCACACACCAGAAGAGGGCGCCAGAUCUCAUUACAGAUGGUUG
Molecule: messenger RNA, 2002 nt
Organism: Myodes glareolus (Bank vole)
Lineage: Eukaryota; Metazoa; Chordata; Mammalia; Rodentia; Cricetidae
Biological process (GO): protein import into mitochondrial intermembrane space
Cellular component (GO): mitochondrial intermembrane space
Molecular function (GO): protein-disulfide reductase activity
Source: RefSeq, a predicted model, not a curated record